UUCAGCGUGACCUGCCCUUCUUCUGAGGACAAACAAAAGAUGAAAACCCCACGCGCCAACACGGUGGUAUAACGUCGUGUUGUCGGUUUUUCUUCGACGAACGAAAGGUUUUAUUUUGUGUGCGAAGACGAGUUUGAACGCUUCAUUCAUGCCGAAACGGAUGACAUCAUUGACAGGGUGGACGGCGUAAAGUGGGAGGGGGUGUGUGAGGAAGAAGAAGAAGAAGAAGAAGAGACAUCGUCACAGGACGAAUCUGGCACGGCUCGGCCCGGAUGUAAAGCCCGGGUGUUGUGAGGCGAUGAGCAGCGUCGAUGCGUCGCUAUCCAGGGCCCUGAGUGAGACCCAAGAAUCUGGCCAGACGACCGUGUGUUGGAGCCAUCAAUAGUCAUGGAGUUAAGAGUGGGAAACAAGUACCGCCUCGGGAGGAAGAUAGGGAGCGGAUCCUUCGGAGAUAUUUACCUCGGUUCCAACCUCGCAACAGGAGAGGAAGUUGCCAUCAAGUUGGAAUGUGUCAAGACCAAACAUCCACAGCUCCACAUUGAGAGUAAAUUCUACAAGAUGAUGCGGGGAGGAGUGGGUAUCCCAUGUAUCAAAUGGUGCGGCGCAGAGGGGGACUACAAUGUCAUGGUCAUGGAACUGCUAGGCCCCAGUUUGGAGGACCUGUUCAACUUUUGCUCCCGCAAGUUCAGCCUGAAAACCGUCCUACUGCUGGCCGACCAGAUGAUCAGCAGGAUUGAAUACAUUCACCUGAAGAACUUCAUCCACCGAGACGUGAAGCCUGACAACUUCCUCAUGGGGCUCGGAAAGAAGGGCAACCUGGUCUACAUCAUAGACUUUGGUCUGGCUAAGAAAUACCGGGACGCCCGAACGCACCAGCACAUUCCCUAUCGAGAGAAUAAAAACCUCACCGGCACCGCACGCUACGCCUCCAUCAACACCCACCUGGGCAUUGAGCAGUCGAGGCGAGAUGAUCUGGAGUCGCUGGGCUACGUCCUCAUGUACUUCAAUCUGGGAUCUCUGCCCUGGCAGGGGCUCAAGGCCGCCACCAAGAGGCAGAAGUAUGAACGCAUCAGCGAAAAGAAAAUGUCCACUCCUAUUGAGGUCCUGUGCAAAGGCUACCCUUCUGUGUUCUCCACCUACCUGAACCUGUGUCGCUCCCUGCGCUUCGACGACAAGCCGGACUAUUCUUACCUGAGGCAGCUCUUCAGGAACCUUUUCCACAGACAGGGCUUCUCUUAUGACUAUGUCUUCGAUUGGAGCAUGCUGAAAUUUGGGGCCAGCAGAACAACAGAGGAUGGAGACAAGGACCGUAAGGAGGAAAAAGAAGAUGAAGAGCGAGCAGGCGCAGGUGGCCGAGCUUUGCCAUCUGGACCCAAACCUUCAGCGGCUAACCGAGUCAAGAAUGAAGCGGACAUACUUCCGUCUAAAGCGGUCACACGCGGGGUCCAGCAGUCAGGUAAUCGUUCUCCUCAGGUGGGCCGAGCAGAACGAGUAGAGCGAGAGCGCAAAGUCGCCAUGAGGCUUCAUCGCGGUGCCCCCGCCAACCUGUCCUCGGGUGACCUCUCAGCGCGCCUCGACCAGUCACGCAUCACGCCAUCGCAGGUCAGUGUGCCCUUUGAACAUCUGGCAAAGUGAGUUCUUCUCAACUGGCCUGCUGGUCAGAGGCAGCGGCUGCAGGGAAUCAACUACUCCUUGCUUUUCAAAUGCAUGAAUGAAGGCAUGAGUGAGUGGAGGAGCAAGAAGAUGGUGCAUUUCAGGCGCUUGAAAGGGGUAUAAAUGGCGCCCAUGUGUGAAGAUUGGUAACCAGACGGAGCGGAAGUAACGCUUCAAUGAUGGAAACCAGUUGGGCCAAAAUUAAAACUUUACUACUGGCCAGUGCUGUUUGUAGGGUGCAGUUUGGACAAGUAAAGUGACAAUGAAGUAACUGAUGGAUGUUUACCAAUAAUCACUGAUCCAUCCAUCCAGAGGCUCAACUUGCAAAACAAAAUAUCAAAUGCACAAACUUUCAGGUUUCCGUGGUUUACAGCUGUAAUAAACUACAAUCUAAUUGCUAAUGUUAAGGAGUUAAAUAUGCUGCAUAUUCAUUUCUCAAAUAUAACAACCGAUGUGACAGUCAGAGAUGUAUAAUUUGUGUAUUUAGGCGUUUCUUAGAAAUAGUCCAAAAUGUCUGUCUGUGUUGUCAUUGUAAUUGUUCAUCCUUCUGCUUUGCCUCUCAGACCAAAAUACAAAAUACAGGAGGGAUUAUUACUUAGAUGAAUUACCCAUAAAUUUCAGAUUGAUAACAUUUUGUCUUUUGUGAGAGAGAGGCUACACAAAGUGCAAAAGAUUGAAUGUUAUAACAUCUUAUCCCAGUGUGUAAAUUGAAAUAUCAUAGUGAUGUAUAUGUUGUACAUAUAGUAUAGUUUUGUUUUCUGCAUAAAGUGAAAUAUGGCAAUAACUAUUUGCCAGAAUGUACCAGAUUAACAUGUUUAUCCCUUAUGCAAGGAAUCCCGGGGUAUGAAGUCGGUUAGAAAGGAACUUAUAAAUGAUGAUGUCUUCUGCAUUUCUUUACCAUGCGUAAGUUUUGUUUCUACUUUUGUGUAUACUUUCAAAAUCAUUAAAAACAAUACUGCACA
Entelurus aequoreus (snake pipefish) is the source of this 2615-nucleotide messenger RNA. It is a transcript of the gene csnk1e, whose product is annotated as casein kinase 1, epsilon. The transcript has 11 exons. NCBI's taxonomy places the organism in Eukaryota, Metazoa, Chordata, Actinopteri, Syngnathiformes, Syngnathidae. The record is from RefSeq and is a predicted model, not a curated record. The coding region runs from base 388 to 1635 and encodes 415 amino acids. Gene Ontology annotation, biological process: peptidyl-serine phosphorylation; signal transduction; endocytosis. Gene Ontology annotation, molecular function: protein serine/threonine kinase activity; ATP binding. Gene Ontology annotation, cellular component: cytoplasm; nucleus.